Messenger RNA from Babesia bigemina, 3132 nucleotides. RefSeq names its product tetratricopeptide repeat containing domain protein, putative. Gene Ontology annotation, cellular component: cytoplasm. The record is from RefSeq and is a predicted model, not a curated record. Gene Ontology annotation, molecular function: protein binding; protein-N-terminal amino-acid acetyltransferase activity. Lineage: Eukaryota; Apicomplexa; Aconoidasida; Piroplasmida; Babesiidae. Gene Ontology annotation, biological process: N-terminal peptidyl-methionine acetylation. The transcript is spliced from 2 exons. Bases 1 to 3132 code for a protein of 1043 amino acids.
AUGGCUAACGUGAAACAAGACAACAGUGCCUCCAACGGCCAGCAUGACGUGCUGUCCGCGAAGGACAAAGCCGCCUUUAAGAAUAUGAUGGAUCUGUACAACCAGAAGUUGUAUAAGAAGGGGCUCAAAAUCGCAGAAGAACUCGUCAACAAGUACCCCAAACACGGAGAGGCGAAAUCCUUCAAGGCCCUGUUCAUGUCGCAAAUCGAUCCUUCGAAGCACGAAGAGAUCCUAGCGAUCGCCAGGGAGGCAAUCAAAAACGACCUUAACAGUUGCCACUGCUGGUACGUACUGGGAAGGAUAUACAAGAACAAGAAGCAGUACAAAGACACGCUGAAGUGCUUCACAAUGGCGAGCAAAAUAGACCCACAGAACGAACGGUUGUUGAGGGACCUGUACGCGCUCGCCAUCGAAAUAAAUGAUUAUGAGGCGUUCAAAAAAUUCGCAAGUAGCGGGCUGCAGUUAAGAAUGAAGCACUACAAGGAGUGGAUGACAUUCGCCUUCGCACAGCACCUCUGCGGGAAUGUGGAAGGGGCCUUAAAAGUCCUCACCGAGGCCGAUAGGGUAUUCAGCGGAUGUUACGAUGCGGCCCCAUUUGAGCUCAGUUCCGCAAUACUAUACUGGGCCAUGUUGCUCGAGGAUACCGCCAAGUACAACGAGUGCAUCAAGCUUCUCACUGACAAGGAAGGUUUAGUGCUGGACAAAAUCACAAGGUUGGAAUAUGUCGGACGAUCCGCUCUGCUUGGUGGGCUCUGGGAUAUGGCGCACAAUACAUACAAGCAGUUGGUGCAGCUGAACCCGGAUAACGCCAGAUACACCCUCCUCUUCAUCAUCACGCACCGAGCUGUCAGAGAGGCGGGGAUUUUUCAGAUGCCCCUCCCACGCCACAAGUCGAAUGUGAUGGAUAUGCUCAAACCGGUGCAAAAUGAGUUAAAGAGCGAUUCGGCUGACGUGUGCAAUAAGGCGUUUGUAGACAAGGUGAAAAGUGGAGAACUGCCACCCAUCUUGCUGAGCGAGGAAAUCAUGGAUAUCGACGGGGAGUACUCCACAAGCAACUGGUGCGGCGAAAACACGGUUAACAGGACUUUCGACCAUUGGGUGAGUGCAAUGAGGCAAAAAACUGAGAGCAGCGCAAGCCCCACCAAGGAUGAACAGCUGUUUCUCGGUUGCUACAGUUAUGUAGAUUACACCGUGAAGGUGGCCAAAGCGUUGGACAUGAAAGCAUUGCCCAAACCCAAAUCCGUGUCAAUAGACGAGGCUGAAUCCAUACUAGAGGAAUACCUGAAAGAAUAUCCUAUCGCAAGGUGUUGCAUAUACAGCACGCGCCCGAAGAUGAACAGCUGGUCUAGACAUCCGCUGUUCAUUUUUAGCAGGGCAAUAACACAGAGUGAGAGCCGGAUACUGCUUGAUGCUCUAAAUGAAGUCAAAAUCAACAACUAUUUGGGCAAGGCGCUGACGGCCUCAUUUAUCACCAACGACCAUAUACGACAGUUCCACGACAUGCUGAAGCCGCUCGUUGAGGUGGGUUGUUUAAGCAUAUUCAAGUUCUUUGUGCAUGGAUGCACCUUUGAGAUUGUAUACCACCUGCUAGUACUAUUAGAAAAGUACCGUAAAAAUCUCGAAGACGGGCUCAUGUUGAUGGACGGGAUUGAUAAAGCGCAAGGAGAGACAAAAGGCGCGAUAACCAACAACGCGCAACACAACGUGGCAUCACAAAAUUAUCUGGCGGUUGUGCUGUUGGUGGCGGCGAAGAUAUACGAUUAUGCAGGCUUCUAUGAUGAGGCGUUGGAGCUCUUGGAGCAAACGUUGAAGACGACGCCUACGGCAAUCGACGCCCACAUGUUGAUGGGGAAAGUCUAUCGUCACAUGGGGGCGUUGGAAAAAAGCAAGAAGGCAUUCUGUAUGGCGUCGGACAUAGACAGGAGCGAUCGUCAAACGAGCUCAAAAACCGCUAAGGCGAUGCUUAGAACGUACGAUUUCGUAGCCAGCCGUGCAAAAUGGAGAAAUUUCCUGGUGGAAGACAUGACGAAAGAAGAAAGGGACGCCCAAGCAAAAACCAACAAAUAUACGCCUCCAGAAGUCAAACACAUGAAAUACGAGUUGAUGGCCGCGAAUUACCAUAGGAUGCUCUACAUCCAGGAGACUACAAGUGGAACAACGAAUGAAAAAAAUGCUAAUAGCCCAGAGGAGUUGUUGAAAAACGCGCAUGAUAUAUACGCUAUGGUGCUGGAAAAACAACACGAGAUUUACCUGCACCAGUUGGACUUCCACAGCUUCUGCCUAAACAGGCUGCAGUAUCGGACCUACUAUUCCUUCCAUAAAAUCAGGGUCGCAUACGCGACGCUUGUGUACUUUAUCAGGGCCGCAGAAGGGAUUUUGUGGACCACUGCUGAGAUUAAAAGGACUGGACUCCAGCACCGCACGGAGUGCGAAAGGGAAAUACAGCAAACUACGGAGGACAACAGCGUUAACUAUUGUCUCGACUUGAUAAAAACUGUCUCUUCACAACGGGUUUACAACAGCGGGCUUUAUUCGGCGAUUGAGAGGUUCGCGUCUAUUGUAGGCAUGCCAAAGCCACACGACAUCCAGCUGGCUAAGAGGGCAUUCCGUACUUGCCACAGGAACCCCUAUCACCACCACAUAUAUCCUGCUGUGUUCCACAUGAUCGUGAAAUCGCAAUAUAAGGAUGCCGCCGAGGCCUUAUCGCAAAUGCUACCUGUGGGGGGCAAUUUGACCUUUGAUAGACUUCAGAAGGCGUUCAAAGGUACAGAUGGAAGCGUUCUGACGGAUACUGAUGCCGCGUAUGUCUACCUCGAGGAUGUUAUCACUCAUUUACAAAAAAUGGGCGUGUUUGAUCACAGGCAUAGUGAGGCAAUUUUGCGUUGUGUCAAUGAAUGCCCUGACACGAUGCACCGUAUAAUGGCACGAAUGGAUCAUUCAUACAUUAAUUCGAUAUGCACCUUCGGGGAGCUCGAGUCACACUACUUGGAGGUCAAGAAGCUCAGUGUGGAGUCCCGUGGAUGCCCGCAUGAAAAGCCAUUGCAGGAUCUGGUGCUCAGUGUAGAGCGCGCCGCACGCGAGAAGUAUCCUUUCUCAGACCUAAGCGCCUCGUUGAACACAACUAAUGUAUGA